This is a messenger RNA of Aricia agestis (brown argus), 2797 nucleotides long. RefSeq names its product ESX-1 secretion-associated protein EspK. The coding region runs from base 225 to 1637 and encodes 470 amino acids. The record is from RefSeq and is a predicted model, not a curated record. The transcript is spliced from 5 exons. Lineage: Eukaryota; Metazoa; Arthropoda; Insecta; Lepidoptera; Lycaenidae.
UAAACAUAGAAGUGCAAUGAACUCCGCAUUUUAUUAUGUUUUAUUAUCAAUAAAUCUAGUUAUUACCGCUCUUCGCGUAAAAUUAUAACAUAAAAGUGUGUUAAAAUGACGAAAUUGUUUAAUGUGUGCACUUUGUGUGGUGAUAUAAUGUGUAUUGUGUGAAAAUUAGUGCAGUUCUAAAAAUGGGCGUGUAGUCGCUCGGAGAUGUAUCAGAGGUAGCAGCCAUGGAGGACAGCAGCGAAGUGAGCUACUGUGACAAGGAGAGCUGGGACGAGUGGGGCAGCCGCUCCUCCCUCAGCCAGCAUGAGGAGGGUGUGGUGCUGGGUCGGUGCGACGGCUCGACGUGCGCGGUGCGGGCGGAGCGCGACGGGCUGGCGCGUGCGCUGGCGGCGGAGCGCGCGCGGGCGGCGGCGGCGGCGCGGGCGCACGACGCGCGCCUCGCCGAGCUGCACGGCGUCAUCGCCGAGCUCGUGCGCCGCCGCGACGCCCGCCCCGCCAUCCCCGAGGAGUCUGACGCCGACUGCAGCCCGCCCGCCUCCCCCGCCUCGCCUGCCUCGCCCGCCUCACCCGCCUCGCCCGACACCUCGCCCGCCGACACCGACGCCAGCCUCACCGACCACCUCGCCACCGACAAGCCCUCGGGGGCGGAGUCCCCGCCGCCCGCGCUGGCCCCGCCCCCCGCCAGCGAUAGACCCGACACUAGGAGUAGCCGGUCACCGCGGCCGGCGUCGGAGCGCCUGCUGCCGCCCUCGCCCGGUACGUCCCCGCCCCCCCGCACCGCCGGCACCCCGCCCACCCCCGUACAGCACGUGACAUGUGCGCGUGUUGCAGGCCGGUGCGAGGCGCGCGAGGCCAAGCUGGCGACGCGCGUGCGGCUGCGGCGCUGCGGCGAGCGCUCGGCCGACAGCGAGGGGGAGGCGCGCUGCGUCGCGGCGGCCGAGCGGCUCGCGCGGGCGGCCUGCGACGCCGGUGCCGACGACGCCUGCGCCGGCGUGUGGCGCGCGCGCGCCGCUCGCCUCGCCGCCGACUGCCGCGUGCUGGAGUGCGCGCUCGCCCGCGCGCUAGACACCGCGCAGCGCCUGUCGCGCGCCGUCGCCGUGCAGGAGUCGUCGUCGGUGGCGCUGUGCGGUGCGCUGCGGGCCGCCGACCGCGCGCUCGAGACCUACGACGUGCUACUCGCGCUGGCGGAGACCGGCGGCGGCGGGGACGGGGGCGGGGAGGGCCGCGCGGCCGCAGAGUCCGUCGCGCGCCGCCUGCUCGCGCGGCUGGAGGCGGCGCCGGCGUGGGGCGAACCGCUGCUGUCGCCGGGCCCGUGGCACGAUCUGGCGGCGGCGGGCGCGAGCGAGGCGGCGGGGGGCGGGGCGGGGUGGGGCGCGGCGGAGGAGGCGCGGCUGCGGGCGCACGCGGCGCGGCUGAAGCGCGACACGGUGGCGCUGCGCGCGCUGCGGGCGCCGCCGGAGCUGUACGCGGUGGAGGAGGACGGCGGCGCGGCGGAGAUGGAGGCGGCGGUGCUGAUGCAGGAGCUGCUGCAGGCGCGGGAGGCGCGCGCGCUCCGGGCGGCCGCGCAGUCGCCCUCGCCUCGCUCCCCGCGCCGCCGCCGACACUGGUUGGACGCCGCCGCCGAGACCGACCUCUGAGCGCUCACCCCCCGAAGUGCACGCGGGUAUAUCGAGUUCAACUUCAUGCCGUAAAUAGUGUUCAAGCGAAAUAUCGGUGCGACGACACUCGAAGCUAACUUCGGGACUAUGUUGUUGUAGUAUGAAAUUCAGUGGGGUCGUGCUAUCUCCCUCUAAUGCAUAGCGUUGGAGCGGGACGGUCCCCCGGCCGGGCCGAGGCGCCGCUCGAUACGAUUUCUCGUUGAUCUAGUUCGUUGUAUGUAUAGUACAAAACUACGACUAUAUUUUCCGGUACCUAAAUCUUAGACAAAUUUAAUUCCUAGACGUAGGUUUAUUCGAAGCUUUCCAAUUUCUCCGAGUGCUAACAUAGUCGUGUAACUAGCGUCAACUCGUAUAUCUUCCUUUUACGGUGUCACAGAACUGUUCUAUCUGCCGCAGCCACUGAUCUUAAAUGCAAUCGCAGUGAAGCUCCAUUCUUUCUAUCGUGCUGUCGCAUUCUCAUCUAUGUAACUAGAAGUUAAAUGUCGCUGUGAACGCUUACGAAGUGCCAAUUAUUGUAAACUGUUACUGUCUGCUGCGCUGUGCUGUGCUGUGCUGUGCUGCAUAAAACUGUUGCAAGUGGCCCGACCGGCUAAGUGCUGUUGGGGUAGAACAUUUACACGUACUCUGUUGUUAAUAAAAGUAUUUACACAGUUAAUGUACGCAAGUUUCAAGUAUUUAUGUGUCUGGCGGUUUUUCUAACGUUAAGACAAAGACAGCAACAUUGUUUAAGUUAUUCACUGUGUAAGUAGUUUUAGUACACACUCAUAUUAAAUUGUAUAUAAUCGUUAGUAAAUUGAACGUAAUUGAAAAGUAAAAACUACUUAAAGUAUGACAGUAGACAGUAGGAGUGUCCCGCCGCCGGCGCCGGCCGGGCCGCGGAGAUGUUACAAUCUAUAACAUAUCUCUAGUUGUAGUGAAUUAUAUUAUAAAAUGUAUAUUUUUAAAAUUAGUCGUCCGCCCAGUGUUUAUACUCUCACUUAUAAUCUCAGUAAACUUCCAACUUCCGCCUGUAAGCUGUUGAGAAGAUAACAUAAAAAUAAAUAUUUCCAAUAAUUUAUUGUCUGUCUUACAGUCUUACAGCUAAGCGAGGUGAUUAUGAUAAAUCAUAGCCAAGGACACUCCAUCACGUCAGCUUUUAA